AUGAAGGCAAUGGGUUACAGACGUCGAAUUGUUCAAUCGCAGGGAAGUCAAUUGGACAGCAAUGGAGACACAGAGUUUCAUACUAGGGAAAACGACAUAGACACAACGAGACCCAAAGAAUGGCCACCAGAAUGGCACAACGAUAUCGUUAUAAGAAGACAUUAUGGUGCCGUGAAGCCUCCAAGACCAAGUCGCGGCGUUGAACAGCCCAAACCAGUAAAACGGACCAACCCAGUAAAAGAUAUCAAAGAAUCUAAUCCCAAGAUCUAUGGACACACUGGAAUAAAGCAGGUUGGAAGCAGUGUGACAUUAUCAGGUGUGGAUGCGUUGGGGAAGAACGCUGAAGUCCUUGUCUUGCGAGAUUCGAAAUUGAGAUUUUAUAAGGCGAAGAAUAAGAGUCCUCUUGAUGCAAAUCCAACGCCCGAAAAUAUUGAUAUUCUAGCUAGGCUUCAAAGCGAAAGAGGAAUUGUCUCUUCGAAAGAUGUCGAAGCACAUAUCAAUGAAUGCAAGCCUGCAGAGGGAACUAUACAAACGUGGGACGAUUUCAACGGUCUCGUGCAAUUAUUGCAGAAAAGUUUCACAAAUCCUCAAAUGAAGAAGUACAUCCAGUCAUACCCACAGGAAGAAAGAAUGAGGAAAGUACCAUCCCUCGGUGUUGGAAUUUUAUACGACGAGAACGCAAUUUCUCGAGCAACUCCGUGGGUACCAGAAAUCUCCCCUAUAAACCAGCCAGUCGAUGAUGAUCCCUUACGGGGAUACUCUCCAGCAUCCUAUAAUUACAAACAAAAUAUUGCGGUAAGGAUCUUAAGGGAAUGUUGGCAAAUAGAAGUUCCGGAACUUGUUGAUGGAAUAGGUGAAGUCGAAGUUCAAGUUCAGAUAAAGGAUCUAGACUUUUUGAAUAGCCAGGGAUACAUGGAAUCUUUGAUCAAACAAUAUUAUCUAAACGACCCCGAAAAGAUUGAAAUAUAUCGACCUCGUCAAGUUCUUCGUAUCACCUCGACCCGAGAAAAGGCUGCCCUCAUUAUUGCUGAGAUCCAGGAUGGAAUACGAAGUAUUAGUAGGGAGGAGUUCCAGUUGAAAGAUUUAUGCUUUUCUCAUUACAUCAGAGGGUGGGAGAGUAGAAUUCUUACUCCAGAAGUACUGGCUAAACUUGGUGAAUUGACUAAAACGGAUAUCAGAAGAUUGCCACACAAAGAGCCGAUUCUUCUGAUUUCAUCCAUGGUUACCGACCGAAAAACAGAUCUGUCAAAACGGGCUGAUGUGGUGAGACGUCUGUUACUAGAUCUAGCCCGGUUCGAUGGGUCUGAUCAGAAUUCAAGGAAAGUUGGGUUGCGAGACUUCAACGAGUCUUCUCCCACAGUGGACUUGCCUGGAGGUUUUGUUAGAUAUCCAGGGUCGCGUGAGCUUUCUUGGCACGAAAGGCUUCGUACGUGGAGUCGAUGGACUACAGCCACCCCUAAGUCCGUAGCCAUCGAUAACCCAACUGAAGCGACUCAAUACACUUUUCCUUUCAACACUGUGGACAUAAAACUAGCUGGAAACCCUCAGAAGAACCCCGACCCUGAAGGAGCCGAACUUUUAUGGUCUCAUGAGUAUUCGCCCUCUACCACGAUCAAAGCCGGAACUAUCUUACACAAUAUUAGCGGUCAUCGGAUUGGAAGAUAUAUCGAUGAUGACGUGGAGCAUUCAAGGGGACCACCCGCGAUUUCACCCGACAAGACAUUGAAUAUGAUCAACUUGAAGACAGAGAUGGAUAAUGGUUCAAUCCGUAUAUUUUCCCCACAAGCACCGAAUAUGUCAGGACUAUUUCAGUCAGAUCAUAUCCAAAAUGGACAUUUUGAUAAUGCAAAUCAGGAACUUGUCAUGCAAUUCAAACCUAAUCCAUCGGCGGUAUGUCCAAAUGGCGACACAAUUGGGCCUUCCGCUUUCAAGGACUUUCCUCCGAUAGAGAUUUCUUUCAUCAUCAAUCGAGAAUCUUUUGAAGUAGAAUUUCGGGAGCUUCAUGCUAUAGUUUCUACUGAGACAGCGGAUUUGAUGCUUCCUGAACUCAAAGCAGAUCUCCAGUUUCAAAGAAGGAUUCGUUCAAGAAUGUUGUUCGAUGAAUCUAAAUCAAAAAGUGGGUUGGGUGGUCUGAAAUCAGCCGCAAUCUCUGUGAAGAAAUUCAUUCAGAAUUCUCAACUAGAUCUAACCAGUGAGCGACAAUUGGAAACACCACCGAAAUUAGUCAUUCCCCUCGCUAAACAUCUUUGCACUGAUAAUGGCUGGAAACGCAUGAAGGGCCAGCCAAGAUCGGGUGUUGAUGUUGAAUAUUUAUUUGCCAAGCUUGAAUACAGAAAGAAGACAACUUACAAUUUCAACAAUCAUGAAAUAUGCUGCACGAGUAUCGAAGCAGGAAAAGCUGGUGGUUCACAUUUGGAAUUGAGUCUUACAUCUCGAUCCAUGCCAAAUCAAGAUGAAUUUAACGAGACUAUGAAGACAGCGUUGAAGAUGGUACAGUUGAUGGAUAUCAAGAAUUUCACAAGCAUCUAUGGGCAGGUGAGAGAAACGUUCCCAGAACGAAAAGAACCAGUCUUGGGCCCUGAUGAUUUCAAAUUCAUACCAAAGAGGCCUAGUGAUUUCUUGGACGUGAAAAGACUGUACGAAGAAGACGAUGAAAAAAGAUCCAGGUUUGACAGUGCGCCGGCUAAGGAGGAGGUUGAUGAAUCGCAGGUGUCGCCGAACAAAGGUCAGGAGUCUCAAGAUCAUGGAAGUGGAAGAUGGUAA
Messenger RNA from Botrytis sinoallii, 2763 nucleotides. RefSeq lists its product as uncharacterized. The record is from RefSeq and is a predicted model, not a curated record. The transcript is spliced from 3 exons. Lineage: Eukaryota; Fungi; Ascomycota; Leotiomycetes; Helotiales; Sclerotiniaceae. Gene Ontology annotation, cellular component: mitochondrial inner membrane. The coding region runs from base 1 to 2763 and encodes 920 amino acids.